AUGAAAUACAAAUCUGUUGAAGAGACAAUUGGAAAUGGUGCUUUCUUCCAAGGUUCAUAUCCAAGUCCAAAACAAUCCGCUCUGUUUUUAUCACAUCGGCAAAAUGGGAAUGUAUAUGUUCCUUCUUGGAAGAGGAUUUGUGUCAGUACCACUGUUGAAAAUUUCGAGCAGGAGAAGCAGUCUUCCAAUGAAUUCCUUCUUGAUGAAUGCCUCGUUGAGGUAUUCAAACAUCUUUCCAGUGGCCAAGAGAGAAGUGCUUGUGCUUGUAUUUCCAAGCGCUGGCUUAUGCUUUUAAGCAGCAUCCGCAGGGAUGAAGCAUUUGCCUUCAAGCCCAAUCUGAAUGCUGAAGAGGAAUCUACUCAGCGUACCCAAGUUAAAAUUGGUGAGAUUGCAGAAUCUGCUGGUGAAGCCACAGAUGUCAGACUUGCUGCUAUUGUGAUUGGAACUGCAAACCUUGGAGGCUUAGUAAAGCUAUCUAUAUGGGGAGACAACCUUUGUCGUGGUGUGACUGAUACUGGUCUCAAGGCUAUCGCUCGAGGUUGCCCUACUCUCAAACAUCUUUUCCUAUGGGAUUUGUCUUCUGUUGGUGAUGAAGGCUUAUCUGAGAUUGCUCAUGAGUGUCAUCUGUUAGAGAAGCUUGAUCUUUUCCAAUGCCCAACAAUUACUGACAAGUCUUUACUCGAAAUAUUUGCGGUGAACUGCCCCAAUAUGACCUCUAUAACAAUGGAUUCUUGUUCAAACAUUGGGAAUGAGUCUCUCAAAGCUGUCGGUCAAUAUUGCCUGAACCUGAAGCUUGUUAUGCCUGUGCAGGCUACUCUAUUGUUGCAUAUGGAGAAUGUGCUAAGUGAAUUGAGAUUGUGA
Molecule: messenger RNA, 861 nt
Organism: Solanum verrucosum
Lineage: Eukaryota; Viridiplantae; Streptophyta; Magnoliopsida; Solanales; Solanaceae
Product: EIN3-binding F-box protein 2-like
Exons: 4
Coding region: 1-861 (286 amino acids)
Biological process (GO): SCF-dependent proteasomal ubiquitin-dependent protein catabolic process
Cellular component (GO): SCF ubiquitin ligase complex
Source: RefSeq, a predicted model, not a curated record